UGAGCCCCGCAGACCCCAGACGGGACUCCUCCGGGGUGCCGGGGCGGAGGCCAGGGCGCGGGGCGGCCGAGCGCGCCUUCAGCCCACCCUCGGUCCAGACGCGCGCCCCGCCUCCCUCCGCUCCUCCCGCCCCCGCCCCCGUCUCCUCCCUCCUCCAGCCGCGCUCGCUCCGCGCCCCACUCCGCUACCGCCGCUGGCUGCCUGCAGGCGCGGCUCCGGGCGACAGCCAGCGAGGGAGCCGGCGCCGGGCCUCGCGCCUUCUCCUCCGAGAGCCCGCCGCGCGGCCCCCGUGCGUCCGGCUGCUGUGUGGCUGGAGAGCGCCACGUUCCCCCGGUCCCCGGAGCGACGGGGCCAGCAGCGGGACAACUUGGAAAACUUCCCCGGGGGCGGACAGCAGGGACGCGGGGCGCCGGUGGAAGAGGAUGUAGGCGGGCGGGGACUGGCCACGGGUGUCCCGCCACCUUCCAGGCCCGGUUCGGCCAGGCCAUGCGGCUGCGGCGCCGCCGAGGGACCGACCCUCUGGUCUAGCCGGGCCGGGGCAGUGCUCUCGCCCGCUGUGGCCGCGUCCGGCUCCGCCAUGGACCAUCAGGAACCUUACUCCGUGCAGGCCACGGCGGCCAUUGCGGCGGUCAUCACCUUCCUCAUCCUCUUCACCAUCUUCGGCAACGCUCUGGUCAUCCUGGCUGUGUUGACCAGCCGCUCGCUGCGUGCCCCGCAAAACCUGUUCCUGGUGUCGCUGGCCGCGGCCGACAUCCUGGUGGCCACGCUCAUCAUCCCCUUCUCGCUGGCCAACGAGCUGCUGGGCUACUGGUACUUCCGGCGCACGUGGUGCGAGGUGUACCUGGCACUCGAUGUGCUCUUCUGCACGUCGUCCAUCGUGCACCUGUGCGCCAUCAGCCUGGACCGCUACUGGGCCGUGAGCCGGGCUUUGGAGUACAACUGCAAGCGCACCCCGCGGCGGAUCAAGUGUAUCAUCCUCACCGUGUGGCUCAUCGCCGCCGCCAUCUCGCUGCCCCCCCUCAUCUACAAGGGCGACCAGGGCCCCCAGCCCCACGGGCGCCCGCAGUGCAAGCUCAACCAAGAGGCCUGGUACAUCUUGUCCUCCAGCUUGGGCUCCUUCUUUGUGCCCUGUCUCAUCAUGAUCCUCGUCUACCUGCGUAUCUACCUGAUCGCCAAACGCAGCCACCGCAGAGGUCCCAGAGCCAAGGGGGGUCCCGGGGAGGGAGAGUCCAGGCAGGCCUGCCCUGUCCCUGGGGGCCCUUCUGCCUCUGCCAAGCUGCCAACCCUGGCCACUCCUGUGGCUUCUGCCAGCGAGGCCAAUGGACCCUCCAAGCCUGCUGGGGAGAAGGAGGAAGGGGAGACCCCCGAAGACCCUGGGACCCAGGCCUUGCCGCCCGGCUGGGCCACCCUUCCCAACUCAGGCCAGGGCCAGAAAGAGGGUGUUUCGGGUGCAUCUCUGGAGGAAGAAGCUGAAGAGGAGGAGGAGGAGGAGGAGGAGGAGGACGAGCCUCAGGCAGUGCCAGUGUCUCCUGCCUCAGUGGGCAGCCCACCCUUGCAGCAGCCGCAGGGCUCCCGGGUGCUGGCCACCCUCCGUGGCCAGGUGCUCGUGGGCCGGGGCGUGGGUGCCAUGAGCGGGCAGUGGUGGCGUCGCCGGGCGCAGCUGAGCCGGGAGAAGCGUUUCACCUUCGUGCUGGCCGUGGUCAUCGGCGUCUUUGUGCUCUGCUGGUUCCCCUUUUUCUUCAGCUACAGCCUGAGUGCCAUCUGCCCGCAGCAGUGCCGGGUGCCCCACGGCCUCUUCCAGUUCUUCUUCUGGAUCGGGUACUGCAACAGCUCCCUGAACCCCGUCAUCUACACCAUCUUCAACCAGGACUUCCGCCGCGCCUUCCGGAGGAUCCUUUGCCGCCAGUGGACCCAGACAGCCUGGUGAGCCCACCUGCAGGCUGCCCGGGUGGGCUCGGUGCCAAGUGGCACCGGGACCUUGCUGCUUCUUGGUCUGCUUUUAGUGGCUGCCCCCCGACCCCAUCCUGGGACUUUCUGGGGUGCUGCAGGUCUCAUCUUAAGAGCAGAGGGGCAUGGGUGCUGUGCACUUGGGUCCUUUUAAAGCCUCCCCUUGCUGUCUCUGGUGCACGGGCAGGAUGAGGCUCAGGUCUUCCUGAAUACAGCUGAGGCCAGGCAAGAACAGAGCCCCAGACCCCUCUGGGCCAGUAGCGGACUUCCGUUUUUGAGGACCUGGUAUUCCGUGGCUUCCUGCUUCUUUUCCAUCCCCGUUCCCCUCUGCCCAGCCUCAUCCCCAGGAGCAGGACGCCAGCCAGGAGGGCAGAUGAAGACUGUCCACCCACGUUGUCACCGCGGUCCCCAUCAGGCGCUGGGAAGGGGUGAGAGUUCUUGCGACAGCCCUGUCUCUGGGCUCCGUCCUCUGCUUCUGGAUCCUGAAUCCGUGGUUCCUUUCUCGGCCAGACCUUGGAUCAAUUUCCUUACCCGCAGCCCAUCUGAGAGGCGGACGGGCACGUGGAUGCCUCCGCAGGGUGGUCUGUCGGCCUGGCCUCGGUCUCCACGGGAGAUCCCCAAUCACGAAGCGUUCACCCCCUGCAAAAACCAGGGCGACAAUCGCUUGCCGCCUACUUGCCGCAGGGAGAUGAAAGGCUUUGCAGAGAGCUUUGAGCUCCGUGGGGUAACGCACCCGAGAACCAGAAAAUGUGAUUAUCCGGUGAUACAGAAACCUCUCUCCUCUGUGUUUACCACCCCUGCUUCCCGGAGACUUUCUGUGCCUGGGGUGUGUGAAGUCCUGCCCCAAGCAGGCAGACUCACUGUUCCCAGUUAAAGGAUUUCUUUGAGGUCGUGUUCUUGCACCUGCCGGGGUUGGAGUUCUCAUGCUGUUUGAGCCUCCUUGACAUUGCACCUGCUUGCCGCCCUCUACCCGCCUCGGGGGCGAGGGAUCAGUCUCUGUCAUCAAGCAGGCAAGCAGGCAAACGGUUUCCCUGAGACAGCCAAAAAUACCCGCCUGUGGGGACCAUCCGAGAUGAGAGUCUUUGGCAGACAGAGCCCCCAGGUGGGGAGCUGGGGCUGGAGCCGGUGAGCAGGGGCCUGGAGGAGCCUCUGGCUGGAGUGCCCGGGGCGGGGGUCGGGGGGGGCUCCACGCAUGCGUGGGUCCUUGUGGGAGGGUGCUUGGCUGAGCUGCUCAGACCCAGCCAUGGUGCUUCCCAGCUUCGGGGGGCCGCUCCCUCCUGGUUCUCUCACCCAUGCUGGACCCUAGCACCCAGCACAAUGGGAACUCUGUAGAGGGCCUGGCCUCACUGUUGGGCCAGCGAGCAUUUUAGCUUGGGGUGGGGCUGGGCUGAGCCCCGCAGGCACUGUUGGCACCCUGAUGGACCUGCCAGGUGCUGAGGGUGUGUUCUGGGGGUGGAGAGAGUGGACGGGAGGAGAGAGAGUCCCUCCUAGGGAGAGGGGUGUGGGCUCCAUCAGGGGCUUUGCCCUGGGGGCACGGCUGGGUGCAGGGGAGGGACUGAUUUGUAGACCAUCUGUGGCCUGACCUUGUGUGUGUCCCAAGGACCCCCAUAUUGUUGCCUGAGGCCCCUUUGUGACUUGCAGGUGUCUUUACAAAGUCUGAGCUAUUUUAUCAAUAAAGAGUAUUUUGUAAUAA
Molecule: messenger RNA, 3640 nt
Organism: Oryctolagus cuniculus (rabbit)
Lineage: Eukaryota; Metazoa; Chordata; Mammalia; Lagomorpha; Leporidae
Gene: ADRA2B
Product: adrenoceptor alpha 2B
Biological process (GO): G protein-coupled receptor signaling pathway; platelet activation; regulation of vasoconstriction
Cellular component (GO): plasma membrane
Molecular function (GO): alpha2-adrenergic receptor activity; epinephrine binding
Source: RefSeq, a predicted model, not a curated record